Molecule: messenger RNA, 1218 nt
Organism: Lolium rigidum
Lineage: Eukaryota; Viridiplantae; Streptophyta; Magnoliopsida; Poales; Poaceae
Exons: 1
Coding region: 1-1218 (405 amino acids)
Source: RefSeq, a predicted model, not a curated record
AUGGCCGUGUUCGAGCAUGCUCCUGGUCAUCGACAGAUGCCUUGGGUUGUCCUUUCGGAUGGCUCGUUCUUGACGCCCUCUGACCGCAGCAACUUCUACGGAGAUCUGCCUUUGCUCCCGGACGGCUCUGUUUUGACAACUCCUGAGAACAGCGUCUUGGGGCGUCUCCCUUCGUUGCCCGAGAACGCGAGCUGCGUUGGCUCCACCGACAACUGGCUCGUUCUUGACUGCAUUGAUGCAAUGGAAAGGCAUAGCUAUUUCUUGCACGAUCCUUUCUCCGACAAGACCGUGCCGCUCCACGAGCUAGAGACUGUUAUCGGCAAUGUGUCCGAGCUUUUCGAGAUCCGUAAGGUGCUCAUACGGUCAACUCCCAACGAUGUUGUCGCUGUCAUGACCAACAACUAUAAUUACCCCAUCAUCCUGAUACUGCCCGGCAAGGGUAUUUGGUUGCCCAAGCCAAGAGAGCCUCCCUUCGUCUACAUCAUUGAUAUCGUGUUUCUUGGAGACAAACUAUAUGGGAUCACCCAGAGCGAGGAACUUGUCUCCAUCACUAUCUCCUUUGACGACAACAACAUACCCACAGUCAUCGAUACCGAGAGAGUUAUCAAGCACCCAACUGUGAGUGAUGGUGAUUCAAAAACAUGGAGCAGCAUCGAUGUGAUGCACGUCCUGAAUAACGAGGCACUAAGUGGUCGAGAGGGUGAUAAUGAUGACGAGCUUGCGGAAUACGAACUGAUGAAGAGCACCGGCGACGGCAUGAUUUUUGAAGCAGUCCACUACGGAGAAGAAGAUAAGGUUCCCUACGAACUCCCUGAUCUCAUAAUCACCAUCUGGUACUUUGUCAAGUCUCGUGAGAAGUUGCUCAUGGUGAGGCGGCAGUUGCAAGGGCCUACCUAUGAUGUUAACUUUACUCGCAAUGUGAAGGUUUUCGAGGCCGAUAUCAUCGCAGCCACUUGGGUGCCCGUGACUGAUGAGCUAGGCGGCGACACACUUUUUGUCAGCAAAUAUUUCUCCAAGUCUGUUUCAGCCUAUGGAAAAAUAGAGAAGGGUGCUAUUUAUUUCAUCGACACAGGCGAAGUAUUUAUCAUGAGAUACAAGACUAUAAGUAUGCCUCAGCGAGAGCUUAAUUUCCGUACGUCAAUGUGGAUCUUUCCUCCAAAAGGUAGCGGCUUAAAGUUGGAAAACGCAUGUGAUCGGGCGACCGAUCGCGCGACUUGA